CUUGCGGCGAGCGGUGCAACGCGACGUAGCGAGGUGUUAUUUGUUUACGUUUGAGACGAUAAUUAUUAACGUAUUGCUAAUAGUCACUAGUCGGCAGUAGUCAGUUAUCAGUAGACUGUGUGUGUGAGACCAUCAUCAGGUAGUUAUUGGUCAACCUGUUGUUGUGUUACGUCGUCGCGAUGUAUUCGUCUUCGUACGUUAGGAAAAGUGUCGGAAUGAUGGUGACUGCCACCACCUCAUCGUACAAAAGGAUACGCGUAAGAAUACCGUGGAAAAGGUAUUUUUGGAAGGCGAGCGUUUGCGAAGAAAAUCGGUCGAUCGUACUGCGACGUCAAUCGAGCGGUGAGAUUUUGCAAUUCCCUUCAGCCUGGCUGAGAGAUAAUUGCCAGUGUAGCGAAUGCUUCAGUGCUUCGCUGCAUUCCAGGAUAAUACCGUUGGCCAAAUUCACAGCUCGUAUCCUUCCUAGCGCUAUUGAGUGUUUUAAAGAAGAGGAUGGACGAACGAGCGUUAGUGUGAACUGGCCAGACAAACAUCGCAGCGUUUAUACCUUGGAGUGGUUGAAAAAAAAUAAUUUUGAUGAGGACGAUCAAAAUGCUCGACUACGGGAUGAUUUCAAAUUCGAUAAGAUCACUUGGAACGCGAAUAAUUUUGCUCAAAUUAUACGUCGUUUCUCAUUCGAAACACUUUUACAGAAUGAUAACGAGUUAUUGAAUUGGCUGGUAACGUUAAAAGAAAAAGGAAUAGCAAUCAUCGAACGAGCUGGUCAAGAUGAACAUUUAAUCGAAGAAUUAUCUCGUCGAGUCGGCUUUAUCAAAAGAACAACCUACGGCAAAUUAUUUCGCGUAGAAGCGGAUGAACACUCUACGAACGCCGCGUACCGUUCAACACCUUUAGAAUUGCACGUAGAUUUACCCUACUACGAAUAUUGCCCUAGUUUUGUCAUUUUACAUUACGUAGUACAAUCGGCGAAUCAGAACGAAGGUGAAAAUCAUCUAGUGGAUGGUUUUGAGUUGUGCAAACAGAUGAAGAAUUACGAUAGUGAAAUGUACGAUGCGUUAGUCAACACCAUAGUCGAAUGGACUGACAUUUCUCAACACGAUCAACAACAAAUGCAUCAUAUUCAUCGUGCUCCGGUCAUAUGUCUAGAUUCUGAAGGCAGUGUUGUCAGACUGAAUUUCAGUCAACAUCAACGAGACUCGCGACUCAAUACAUCAGUGGAGCAGGCCAACCGAUGGUACGAUGCCAUGAACUGGUUUAUUCAUUUAGCUUUACUACAAAAAAAUUUAGUCAAGUUGAAAAUGCAGCAGGGAGACAUGCUAACUUUUGACAAUUUACGGGUACUGCACGGCAGAGGAGCUUUCACCUCGAAGAGAUGUUUAAUCGGAGGGUAUUUAGAUGCCGAUAUAGUCGAUUCCAAAAUACGAGUAUUACGUACCAAGUUGAAAAGCUCUUGAUACAGCUACUGACUACUCUUUGUAAUUUAUCUCAAUUUUCUUGUAAAUAACGCAUAUAUAAAGGUCCGUCCUCUAAUAUGUAAUAUUUGAUUUUGUAUGUUGUGAUUUUUGUUUUGUUUUUUUAAAAAAAUUUCAAUUCCUCUUUU
Molecule: messenger RNA, 1600 nt
Organism: Planococcus citri (citrus mealybug)
Lineage: Eukaryota; Metazoa; Arthropoda; Insecta; Hemiptera; Pseudococcidae
Product: gamma-butyrobetaine dioxygenase-like
Exons: 7
Coding region: 180-1454 (424 amino acids)
Biological process (GO): carnitine biosynthetic process
Cellular component (GO): mitochondrion
Molecular function (GO): oxidoreductase activity
Source: RefSeq, a predicted model, not a curated record